Sphaerodactylus townsendi is the source of this 5457-nucleotide messenger RNA. RefSeq names its product protein kinase cAMP-dependent type II regulatory subunit alpha (gene PRKAR2A). Gene Ontology annotation, molecular function: cAMP-dependent protein kinase regulator activity. The transcript is spliced from 11 exons. Gene Ontology annotation, cellular component: cAMP-dependent protein kinase complex. Gene Ontology annotation, biological process: regulation of protein phosphorylation. Bases 223 to 1431 code for a protein of 402 amino acids. The record is from RefSeq and is a predicted model, not a curated record. NCBI's taxonomy places the organism in Eukaryota, Metazoa, Chordata, Lepidosauria, Squamata, Sphaerodactylidae.
GCGCUUCCGUCGCGGCCCCUCCCCCCUCCUCGCUCUCGGUUCCAUUCUCUCCCUCGCGCGCCACAGAGCAGCGGCUGCGUGAGCUCCGUCCCCGCGCAGCUCCCCUUGGCGCGAGCGCCGUUUGCAGCGGGGAGUCUUCGCGAGAGGUCCCCGCAGCCCCGGGCCCGCCGAGCGGACGGAUCUGCGCAGCCGAGGGCAGGGUGCCGCAUCCCGGGCGGCGAGAUGAGCAUCGAGAUCCCGCCGGGGCUGACGGAGCUGCUGCAGGGCUACACGGUGGAGGUGUUGCGGCACCGGCCGCCGGAUCUACUGAACUUCGCCGCAGAGUACUUCGGCCGCCUGAGAGAUGCCCGAGACCAGGAGCUGCGGGAGGCGACCCGGGGCAAAGCGGUCGUCUUCGAUGGGGAGCCCAUGCAGACGGAGUCCAACGGCGAGGAGGAGCGGAGGGACGCCGUCGACGAGGAGUCCGACUCCGACUUUGAGCCUCCUGUUGCUAACAGAUACAACAGAAGAGUAUCAGUCUGUGCAGAAGCAUUUAACCCAGACGAAGAAGAUGAUGAAGCAGAACCAAGGGUCGUUCAUCCCAAAACAGAUGAGCAGAGGUGCAGAUUGCAGGAAGCGUGUAAAGACAUCCUCCUUUUCAAAAACCUAGACCAGGAGCAAUUGUCACAGGUUCUCGAUGCCAUGUUUGAAAGGAAAGUGCAGCCUCAGGAACAUGUAAUUGACCAAGGUGACGAUGGAGACAACUUUUAUGUUGUUGAACGGGGAUUGUAUGAUAUCUUUGUAGCACGAGAUGGCCAGUCCCGUUGUGUUGGCCGCUAUGAUAACCGUGGCAGCUUUGGAGAGCUGGCCUUGAUGUACAACACUCCCAGAGCUGCAACAAUUGUUGCUACAACAGAAGGAGCCCUUUGGGGACUGGAUCGGGUGACGUUCAGAAGAAUUAUACUGAAAAACAAUGCAAAGAAAAGGAAGACAUAUGAACUAUUUAUUGAAUCAGUGCCACUUCUUAAGUCGCUGGAGCCUUCAGAACGCAUGAAGAUUGCUGAUGUAAUAGGGGAGAAGCACUAUCAAGAUGGGGAGCGCAUCAUUUCUCAGGGUGAUAAGGCAGACAGCUUUUACAUUGUAGAAUCUGGGGAAGUAAAAAUCUUGAUUAAAAGCAAGACUGUCACAAAUAAGGAUUCAAACCAGGAGGUGGAGAUUGCUCGGUGUCAAAAAGGACAGUAUUUUGGAGAGCUUGCGCUUGUUACCAACAAACCGAGAGCCGCCUCUGCAUACGCUGUUGGGGAGGUCAAAUGUUUAGUUAUGGAUAUACAAGCAUUCGAGAGGUUACUUGGGCCCUGUAUGGACAUUAUGAAGAGGAAUAUAACACAUUACGAGGAGCAGCUGGUGGCACUGUUUGGUUCUAACUUGGACCUGACCGAUCCAGGCAAUUAGGCACAGAAUUUCCUUAGUGCCUUCUCAGUUCAAGACACAGAGGAGCCUCCUGUUAGCAACACCACACAAAUGAAAAAAAAUGGACACUACGGGACAGUGGCUGUUGGUGUCUUCUUGGGCAUUUUUUAAAAAGAAACCUACGUAGAUCUCAGCACAGCUAGAUUGGUCAAGGCUCUCUCCAGACCUCUGCUUUGCUGCUGAAAUUUCCUUAUUAGACCUAGCUUACUGCUGAGUUUCUUAAUCCUCCAUUCACUUUGCUUGGUUCAGAAUGGCAUGUCUCUCCAACAAUUUAAGUGCCUGAUACAAAGAUGUGGAGCCCUUUCUGUUAUUCUUGCUUUAGAAAAAAAAAACGAGAAAAAAAACACAUGACAAAAACGUUUGCGAGUGAUUGGGGGGCGGGGGGGGGGGGGUAGGAGGUCGCUCUUCCUUGCCUCAGGGACAGCCACCUCCUUACAGUAUCUUAUUUUCAGUGCUCUCUUUUCCCUCAUAAUACCACAAAUGUCAUUUAGUGGUGAUGCCCUUGAAUUUGAAACUCUCCAUGAGGAUGAAAAUGGGCCAGAACUAAGGGGUCUUCUAGGUCUGAGCUGUUGUGCCACCUGCAGGAUAUGGCAAGUACCUCAGCUCCUAGGGUUUAAGAACGCGAGGGCCACCUAGUCGAUAAGAAGCAAUGAAACAAAAUACUAAAUCGUAUCUGUUAACAGCCAGCAGUUUUUUUUUUAAAACAUAUGUAUUUUUAAGGCUUUGUGGAACUUUAGCUGUAGUCUGAAGGAUCCAGCGGCCACAAGAAUGUUGCAUCUGUGUUGUCCCCCCUAAGCUUUGUCUGUUUCUGAAACUGAAUUGAUUUUGUGAUUCUCAUGAAAAACAGCAGCACCAUGACCCAAAUUUCUGUUCGUGGAGAUUCUUUGUACUCCUGGAUUUCACAUGCCACUGCCCUGGGCAGAAUCAAUUUUAAUGCUGUUUUUUAAAAUAGGAGUUUGAUUUUUGAGGGGGUGGGGGUUAAUUUAAACAAUAUUUCAUAGUAAGGGGAGCUCCCUUCAGCAGCAAUGUUUUACAGUAUUCUUCAGUGUGAUUAGAUAUACAUUUUCCAAUUGCCAAAUCUAUUUACUAAAUCUUUUGAGAAUUAUCAACAUUUUACUUCAGAAGUGGAUGAUUUUUUUUAAAAAAAAAAAAUCUUAAAAUGAAAAAAAUUGCAUUUACUCUUUGAGCCAUUGAUAUGUGGUUGGAAGAUUAUUUGAGUUAAGAUUCAGCUAAUGACAUUUCUCUUCAAGAAAGCCCAAACCAGCUAAAUAGCAACAUUUUUAAACGUAGGCAUCUGUUUCUGUGCCAAGGCUUUCCAAAAGUAACAUCUUGAUUCAGUUUUAUCUGAGUAUUAAGAACUGGACCUUAAAAUGGGUCUCUGAAGCGUUUAAAAGCAACUAUUUUAAGAUAUCGAACCAGUAAACAGUAAUGUCAAUAGAUCUUUUCAUUAUCUGUUUUUCGUAGCAAGUUAUAAAUAUUUCAGAGAUAGAAUUAUAAUAAUUGUGGGUUUCUGAUUGAUAGAAUAAACCAACAGUUACUAAUCAUGGCUCUGAAAUAAUCCCACUGUCUGGAAUUCAUCUUUCCUGUCAGUGCCACAGAUAACCUGUGAGUUCUGUCCUAGCCAGCAUUGAUUUUCUAAGCUACUAUGAUUUUUGUUCCUAUACUGGUAACUUAUGAUAUAAUUUUAAUGUUAUGUUAAAUCAGGGAAUGAUACUAUACUAGUUUGAAGAUAAAAGGCCUUUUUUUUGUAUCCAAUACCUUUGGGAAAGAUACUGAAUCCUUGGUGACCGUCUCAUGUUUGUUUUUUCUAAUGCCUCUGUUUACUAGAGAUGUGCUUGCUUGCCGACUCAAAAGCCAGAAGCAAAUACACUUCUUUCGUCCUAAUAUUUUUGCACCAAAGAUAUUGUUUUUAAUUGUAGGGUCCUUUCUUUGCGUAUUAUUUCUUCUAGGUUUUGAAUUUAGUGAAAAAGGGUCAGGAACAUUGUGAAGCAGAUAUUGGGGCGUCCAAGCCAAUCCUGAGUAUUAAUUAAAACUUUUUGCAAUUUUUCAACUGAGUCAAACUCAUGCCCUUGACAGAGAGCUUUUGAGCCAUUGUAGGGUCUCUCUUCUCAUUAAGGCAUCCCACUGGCCUGGAGGCUUUUUGGGUGCUAGCUCAACACCACUUGGCUUUUGUAGUGCAUAGGCUACACAUUUGCGUCUUUUGCACCUGGUCGAAGUCCAAGGACGCGGGCCGUGGUUCUCUCUGAUGGAACUGCAGAAGAGAAACAAAAGCCUGAUAGAGCGAGGGGCCGAUGUGGAAGAAGCUAUGCACAGGAGUGAAAAACCAGAGUGAAGCUUAAAUUGGGCUGUGAUGGUUGUUCCUAAUCCAUACAUUUCCUGGGGGUGGGAGAAAUAACAUCAAGACUACAGGUAGCACUGAGUUGCACAACCCUAAAUUGGGCUCGUUAUUCCUAUCUGUGUACAAUCUUUUUUAGCUACACACAUGCAGGUUACGUUGCAUAAAUCCCCUUCUCAGGAGCACAAUGAGAGAAUUCCACAUGAAGAAUCAAUAAGAGUGAGACCCUCCUACCCUUCUGGGGAGGGGGGGUGUCUUUCAGAUUCAAACGCCAGUUCAGUUUGUGGGUGUGCAGAUUGCCCCGGUGCUGAGAAGAGGGUGGCAUCAUGUUUUUACAAAUGAGCUGUUUGGGAUUGAUCUGAAUGGCAACAAUUUGGGGUUUGUAAGUGAUCUAUCCUGCAAUAUUUUUUUGCUUCAAGUGCAUUCUCCCAGCUUGUGUCUGGCAGUGUUGCUAGGAGUUAUCUUCCUCCAUCUUUGGAUCACUGCUUCUCUUUGAUCACAUUAACCUUUUUUUUUUGACUUUAGUGCUUGAUCUUUCUCACACACCUUGUGUUUUCUGUUUAUAUUCUGCAUUCGAAAGGAGGAGGGGUGGAGAAGAAGUCGGCCAAUGCAUUGCGCAAGACCACUGGUGAUGUCUAGCUUUAAUAAGAGAACUCAGCAGCAAAGUGGCUAACAAGAGCGGUGUCCUCUGAGAGUCUGUUUCUUUAAAAAAAAACUUUUUGCUAGUCAUUUUUGAAGUCACCGGGAGAAGAUCAGUGUUCUGACAUUACGAUAUUUCUAGUCAUGUCACAGCAGAAGUUUUUGCAAUGUAUUAAAACGAAGGUCCUUGUCUUUAAAAACCAUCAGCAAGAGAGUGCAGAUCGGCGCAACGAAAAAGGCAACCCCUUUGUUAUUUUUUUUCCUCUUCAGAUGCUCUGGGCAUGUCUUUGUAAACCAGUCUUGCCAAAAAUACACCUUUUCUCUGGUAUUUCCCCCCCACUCCAGUCAUCAUCUGCUAUUUGACUAUUACUGGUGUUUUCUGUCUCUCUAGUUUCUCCAGCUGCAUUUUAUUGGGGGGGGGGGGGCUUUUGUUUGGUUUCUCCAUGGCCAACACUGUCCCACAUCUCCUAGGGCAGUGAUGGUGAACCUUUGGCAUUCCAGAUGUUAUGGACUACAGUUCCCAUCAGCACCUGCCAGCCUGGGUGGCAGGGGCUGAUGGGAAUUGUAGUCCAUAACAUCUGGAGUGCCAAAGGUUCGCCACCACGGUCCUAGGAGCAUGGCGCACAUAUUUGCUGCGCCUCCCUACACACUGCCAAUGCUUUCCUCCAGCCUCAAAAAAGUCGUUUUGGUUGUGCAAAAAAAUGCUACCUCAAGGCUCCGAGUGCUUUAAAUGUGUCUUGCCUGUGAGAGUUUUCCACACAUUUCUUCUGAUAAAACCGGUCUGUUGCAUUGAAUGUUUGGAAUGUCCUUUUUUAAAUCUAUUGCUGGGUGUGUGUGUUGUUUUUAAGUCAUCUUUACAAUUGGUAUUUGAUUUCUUAAAACUGUGUGAAGGUCAGUUCUUGCACUAAUAGAGUGUUGCACAAGACGAGGAGUGAACAUCUACCAUAUAAAGAUACCAAUCUCAUUCUGAUCUGGGCUUUGAGAUCAUUUCCCACUAAUAAAAGCUGACCUGCCUUGUCCAGCCGUCCUAAUUA